AUGGUGCACCCCAAGACGUUUUCGGCCUCAACGACGGCGGCCACGACGGCCGUGGCGUCGGUGCGGAGCAGCUUUGAUGCGUCGCUGGCGCCCAAGAGCCAGCCGGACAGCAUCGAGGCGGCGGCGGCGACGGCAAAGGAGAUGGAGCAGCGGCUGCACGAGCAGAUGCAGCUCAACCUCGCCCGGCAGCCCAGCGCCGGCGCCACGUCGCACGAUGUCCGCCCGAUCUCGCCCAUCGACACGCCCACCACCCUCGCCGGAUCGCUGCGCCACUCGCUCGACGGACACGGCGGCAAGGGCGGCGACAUCGACGAGAAGAAGCGGGGAGGUGUCGACCUCGAAAAGGUCGUCGCUGCCCUCGAGUCGGGCGUCGUGAUUCGACCGGGCUCAAAGGACAGCACCGACGACGACGACGACGAUGAGGAUGUCGGCCCGGCUCCCGACGGCGGCUUCAAGGCCUGGCUCGUCGUGGCCGGCACUUUUCUCAUGAUCAUGACCAACUUUGGCCUGCUCACGUCGUACGGCGUCUUUGGCACCUACUACGCCUCGCACCAGCUCGCCCAUCUCCCCGCCUCGACCGUCAGCUGGAUCGGAUCGGUCCAGACGUUCUGCGUCUACGCCGGCUCGGUCGUCUUUGGCAAGCUCUGCGACGACUUCGGCCCGCGCUGGUUCCUCAUGGUCGGCUCGAUCCUCACCUUCGCGUCGCUGCUGGCCGUGUCGUGGUGCGAGCAGUUCUGGCAGUUCGUGCUGGUCCAGGGCUUCCUGUUUGGCAUCGGCGGCUCGAUGCUCUUCCUGCCCUCGUGCACCAUCGUCGGCCAGUACUUUGACCGGCGCCGCGGCCUGGCCAUGGGCAUCAUCAUCGGCGCCGCCUCGUUUGGCGGCAUCGUUUGGCCCCUGGUCCUCUCGGCCCUCUUUGCCUCGCCCAGCCUCGGCUUCGCGUGGGGCACGCGCAUCUCGGCGCUCCUCCUCGGCGUCAUGCUCGCCCUCGCCAACGCUGUCAUGAAGCCGCGCCUCAAGCCCAACCGCAGCAGCGCCAAGACCACCUCGGUGCCGUGGACGUCAACCUACCGCGUCUUUGCCAACGUCGACUACGCCAUCUUUGUGGCGGGCAUCUUUUUCGCCUGGAUCAACUUCUUCGUGCCCUACUUUCAGAUCAGCUCGUAUGCCAAGCUGGUCGGCUUCGACACCGACAUGGCCUCGCGCUGCAUCACCAUCAUGAACACGGCUUCGCUCGUGGGGCGGAUCGCGUCGGGCCCGCUGGCGGACCGGUACGGGCGGUUCAACUGCCUGUCGAUCUUUGGCGUCCUCUCGUCGGUGUCGCUGCUGGUCCUCUGGCCGGUGCCCGGCCUGAUGGACACGCGGGCGGGCGUGAUGCUCCUCUCGGUCUUCUACGGCCUCUUUUCCGGCGGCUCGAUUGCCAUCGCGUCGGCGUGCUGCGCCCAGCUCUCGACGCCGCGCGAGCUGGGCACGCGCCUCGGCAUGCUCUGGACCUCGGCCGCACCGGGCCUCCUCAUCGGGCCCGUCGUCUCGACCAAGCUCAUCGACGCCAUGCACAGCAGCUACCUCGGCCUCGCCAUGUGGGCCGGCUUCAUGACCCUCUUUGGCUUCGCCCUCAUCGUCCUCGCCCGCUUCCGCCUCGCAAAGUGGCGGUGGGCCGCCAUCGUCUAG
Molecule: messenger RNA, 1668 nt
Organism: Pseudozyma flocculosa PF-1
Lineage: Eukaryota; Fungi; Basidiomycota; Ustilaginomycetes; Ustilaginales; Ustilaginaceae
Exons: 2
Coding region: 1-1668 (555 amino acids)
Biological process (GO): transmembrane transport
Cellular component (GO): fungal-type vacuole membrane
Molecular function (GO): transmembrane transporter activity
Source: RefSeq, a predicted model, not a curated record